UUGAACGAUGUAGUGUGGUGGCAGGUGUGAGAUGUCACACAACAACAUAACAACAUUCAUUCAGUAACUGAAGUGUCGCGUAUGACCCUGUCUGUUUUUUCAGCAUGAUGGAGCCUGGUUUAGAAAUGUCAGCCAUGAUUCCUGCUUUGCAGGAACUUGGAAGUGCCGGUGCGACGGAGUACAACAGCGUAGUGCAGAAACCGCGACAAAUCCUUUGUCAGUUCAUUGACAGGAUACUGACGGAUGUUGAUGUCGUUGCCUUGGAGUUAGCCAAGAAGGGCAAUUCUGCCCCGGCCUGUGUUAUGCUGUUAGACUUUGUCCAGCACAUCAUCAAGUCGUCACCCCUGAUCUUCGUUAACCCCGCCUGCCAGCUCGACCGCUUCAAGGACGUGGAGCACAGCUGCACUGAUUUCAGUAAGUGGAUGAUUGCGCGUCUUCUGCGUAUUGCCGCCGCGCCCGAAUGCGAGCGCCUGCAUCAGAAGAUCGCGUCGGUCAUCGGCUCGCUCCUGCACCUCCUCCGAGCGAAGAGCCCCGUUAUCUUCGGGGCGCUCGCCAGGGAGCUGAUUGUCCUGUCCCAGGAUCUGGUGGAAGCGCACAGGAGAGGCUCUCCGGGUAAAUCCGGCGGGGGUUCCUCAGCAUGGCCUGUGGUGGUCAGUAGGUUCACGGUGACGGCGGUAGGCGCGGCAGGGUACCUGACGCCGUCCACCCUGCAGCUGACAUGUGGGCUCGCCGCAGAAACGCUGGACGUCACGACACUGACGGUCCUGACGGACAUCCUGCGGGGGGUCUUCUCCCCGAGAGAGGCCGGCGCCGCCUGGGAAGCGGGCUGCUCCAAGAUGGCGUACGGGAGCCCCCGGCUGAGAAGCGCUGCCAUGGCGCUGCUAACGCACGCCACAGAGCUCGGCGGCUUCCCCGAAAGGCGGGCGCAGGCCUUCAUCUCCGCCUACCUGCGCGUGCUGGGCUCCCUCCGGGCCGCCCGCCCGUCGGACCUGCACCUCUACGGGCGCGAGCUCCGCAGGAUGACGGGUCGUGUCUUCGCCCCCGGGCGGGAAGCCCACGCCAGGUUCGAGCGGGCCCACCUCAACGCCCUGAUGGAGAAGCUCCACGAGCUCCUGGUCGGCGGGCUCCUGGAGGGGCUGGAGUCGGAGGAGGUGAGGGCGACCCUGUGCGAGCUCUUCCGCUUCCUCCUGGGGUCCGUCCCGCCGGGGUACGAGUCCGCGGCGCAGAUCAGGAAGGGCCGGGUCAACGACAUCUGCAGAGCCCUCAUCCAGACCAUUGGAUCUCAGGCACACAUGGAGUACCUAGAAGGGUACCUGUUCGCUGCCCUGAAGGCUGAAGGGAUGGCCCUUCUCCAGGAGGGCCACAGCAGCUCCUCUGACUCAGAUGAGGCCGAUAGGAGCGGGAACACCAUUCCCGCCAAAAGGCGGUGCCUGUCUGUCCCAUCCCAGUCAAGCAAGACACCCAGAACCCCUGAGGUCGAGACGGAUAUGAAGCAGAACAGUGAGGUGUGGGCCUCCGUGCACGGCCGGCUGGAGGACCUGGUGACCCGGCUCAAGGACCAGGACGUCCCCGAGGCCGUCUGCGCCCUGGAGGGGGUGGCGGUCAUCGUACACCUGGCUGCCCUCUGCUCCGCCCACUGCCACUGCAAACCCAUGCUCAGGUACGGCCACCUACGGCAGGACGCCCCGGCCCCGGCCCAGCUGAUCUGGGUCCAGCCCCGGACGCUGGGCCAGGUGGUGGAGAGCUGCCGGUCCAUGCUGGCCAACGACCGCGAAGACCGGCUGGAGCACUACAUCGACCGAACCAUCAGGAUCCUGGACGCCAUUCUCUACAUGAACCUCGGCAGCCAGAGUGAUGUGGGCCUUCAUAAGAGUGUGUGCGCCCUGCUCUCCCUGCCCUGGGUGUGUGAGCACUCCUCACACCCCUCCUAUCAGUCGGCCGGCUUCUCCUCCAACUUGCUCAGCCUCAGCCAGAAGCUCUCCAGCUCUUUCUCACCUGAGACGCAGGCGCGCUGUGUGUACCUGCUGUCCCUGCUGCCGAAGAAGACGUGCGCGGAGUGGCGGGCGUGUGUGUACCGCUGGGCCCUGCAGAGCCCGAGCGAGGCCGUGAGGAGCAGCGCCGUCAGGGGCUUCCCCGGCCUGCUGCACCACCUCGGGACCAAGGCCCACAGCCUGAUCCACGAGACGCUGCUGAGUAAGCUCCAGGACUCCUCCGUGCAGGUGAAGAAGGAGCUGGCGGGUAUCACCGGGCAGCUGGCCUGCUGUCUGGCAGUGAACUCCCAGCUCAGGCUGCCGCAGGCAGAACCUGUCUCUCCAGAGACCUUCCUCUGCACCUGGCUCUCCGUCGAUGCUGUGCACUCCGGCAAGGCCACCACCAUUGGAGCCUCCAUUUUCACACCCUUCCUGGCACUCCUCAAACCUAACGUCGACAGCACAGUGAAACUAGCAUUCAUAGAGAACAUCCCCCGCCUGUGCAAACACCUGGACCUGGGCCACGGCGAUCCUGACACCAAGGCCCUGGUCAGCUCUCUGGUGGGCCUGAUCGAGGACCCGGCGGAGGAGGUCCGCAUGAGCUUCAGCAAGGGCAUUAAGCACCUGCUGGAGUCCUGGCAAGGGGACGGCUACCUGAGAGAGCUCCUCGUUUCUCGGCUGAAGGAGGCUUACGUUAACGCCAAAGCCCAAAGGAACAACGAGGUGAAGAACACGCUGAUUUUCACCACGGGGGAGAUCGGGAGGGCUGGUAAGGGGAACCUUGUAUCCUUCGCCCUGCUGCGCCUCCUCCACUGCCUGCUGUCCAAGUCCGCCCAGGUGUCAGUGGCGGCCUACAGUGAGAUCCGGGCCCUGGCUGCUUCCAGGGAUCUGAAGCUGCAGGCGUUCUUCAGCCAGUACAAGAACCCAGUCUGCCAGUUCCUGGUGGAGUCUCUGCACUCGCGCCAUGCGGCCGCGCUCCGGAGCACCCCGGACCAGAGCAGCGAGGCCCUGCAGGAGGAGGCCGCUCACCAGAGGGAGCUGGCGCUCGACAUCCUGUCCCAGAUCGCCCACGUCUUCGACUUCCCCGACCUCAACCGCUUCCUCAACCGCACCCUGCAGGUGCUCCUGCCCUACCUGGCGGCCAAGGCCAGCCCCACGGCCUCGGCGCUCAUCCGCACCAUCGCCAAGCAGCUCAACGUCAACCGCCGGGAGAUCAUCAUCAACAACUUCAAGUACAUUUUCUCCCACCUGGUGUGCUCCUGCACCAAGGACGGGCUGGAGAGGGCCUUCCACUACCUCAAAAGCGAGACGGAGAUCGAGCUGGGCAGCCUGCUCCGGCAGGACUUCCAGGGCCUGCACAACGAGCUGCUCCUGCGCCUGGGGGAGCACUACCAGCAGGUGUUCAACGGCCUGGCCAUCCUGGCCUCCUUCGCCUCCGGAGACGACCCCUACAAGGGCCCCCGCGACAUCACCACGCCCCAGCGCAUGGCAGACUACCUUCAGCCCAAGCUGCUGGGGAUCCUGGCCUUCUUCAACAUGCAGCUGCUCAGCUCUAGCGUCGGGGAGAAGGACAAGAAGAAGAUGGCGCUGAGCAGCCUGGUGGCCCUGAUGAAGCUGAUGGGGCCGAAGCACAUCAGCGCAGUGAGGGUGAAGAUGAUGACCACGCUCAGGACCGGCCUGAGAUACAAGGAUGAUUACCCUGAGCUCUGCUGCCAGACCUGGGACUGCUUUGUGCGCUCCCUGGACCCCUCCUACCUGGGACCCCUCCUCAGUCACGUGAUGGUGGCUCUGCUGCCCCUCAUCCCCAUCCAGCCCAUGGAGACGGCCGCUGUCAUGUACCACCUGAUCGUGGAGAACAGAGAUGAAGUGCAGGACUUCCUCCAUGAGAUCUACUUCCUGCCCGAUCACCCGGAGCUGAAGGAGAUCCACAAGGUCCUGCAGGACUACAGGAAGCAAACUUCCAAAAGCACGGACCUGCAGGCAGCUCUGCAGCUCUCCAUGAGGGCCAUCCAGCACGAGAACCUGGACGUCCGACUCCACGCCCUCACCAGCCUGAAGGAGACCAUGUACAAGCACCAGGACAAGCUGCUGAAGUACGUGCUGGACAGUGAGAUGGUGGAGCCGGUGAUCUCGCAGCUGGUGACGGUGCUGCUGCGGGGGUGCCAGGACAUCCACCCGGAGGCGCGGCUGCUCUGCGGGGAGUGCCUCGGCGAGCUGGGCGCCAUCGACCCCGGCCGGCUCGACCUCUCCACCGCCGACACCCAGGGCGGCGCCGCCACCUUCGUGAGCGGGGUGGAGGACGCCAACUUCGCCUAUGAGCUGCUGACGGAGCUGACCAGGGCUUUCCUGGCCUACGCUGACGACGUGAGAGCGCAGGACUCCGCGGCCUACGCCAUGCAGGAGCUGCUGGCGAUAUUCGAGUGCCACGAGGGCCGGAGCGACUCCGCGGGCCGCCGGCUGUGGAGGCGCUUCCCAGAGCAGGUCCAGGAGAUCCUGGAGCCCCAUCUCCACAGCAGGUACAAGAGCUCUCAGAAGGUGGUGAACUGGUCCAAGCUGAGGAAGCCCAUCUACCUGAGCAGCCGCAAGUUUGCCGAUUGGUCAGCGACAUGGGCGGGCUAUCUGAUAAGCAAAGUCAGGCAUCCGCUCGCCAGCAAGGUGUUCAACUGCUGCAGUUUCAUAAUAAAGCACGACUACAAAGUGACCAUAUAUCUGCUGCCUCACAUCCUGGUGUACGUGCUCCUGGGGUGUUCGCAGGAAGACCAGCAGGAGGUGAACGAGGAGAUCAUGGCGGUGCUGCAGGAGGACGACUCCCGCGCAGCCCGUCUGCGGGAGAACGCGUGCAGUCUCAGCCAGCUCAGCACCCAGACAGUCUUCUCCAUGCUGGACCACCUGACCCAGUGGUCCCGCCACAAGCUGCAGGCCCUGAACGCCGCCAGGGUCGGGAGCCGGUCCUCCAGAGACCACAACCCCAACAACAACCCGCCGGCUGAGGACAGCGAGUACCUGAGGGUGACGUCCUUCCUUAGCAGCAUCCCCCAGGACGUCCUGGCCAAGGCCUCUUUCCGCUCCAAAGCCUACACGCGCGCCGUCAGGCACUUCGAGUCCUUCAUCAUCGAGAAGAAGCAGAACAUCCACGACCACCUCAGCUUCCUGCAGACGCUGUACGUGGCCAUGCACGAGCCGGACGGGGUGAGGGGGGUGAACGCUCUGCGGAAGGAGGAGCCGUCGCUCCGGGAGCAGAUCCUGGAGCACGAGAGCAUCGGCCUGCUCCGCGACGCCACCGCCUGCUACGACCGCGCCAUCCAGCUGGAGUCCGACCAGAUCGCUCACUAUCACGGGGUCAUGAAGUCCAUGCUUGGACUGGGACAGCUCUCCACUGCCAUUACCCAGGUCAACGGAGUGCUGGCCAACAGGCCACGGUGGAAGUCAGACCUGAACACGUACAGGGUCGAAGCCGCCUGGAAGCUAACCCAGUGGGACCUUCUGGAAGACUAUUUAGCUUCAGACCAGAAGUCCAGCACAUGGAGUGUGCGCCUUGGCCAGAUGCUGCUGGCUGCCAAGAAGCGAGACACGGAGACCUUCUACGAGAAGCUGAAGAUUGUCCGCAAGGAGCAGGUGGUUCCAUUGUCGGCCGCCAGCUUUGAGUGUGGGACGUAUCAGAGGGGAUACGAGUACAUCGUAAGGCUGCACAUGCUGAGUGAGCUGGAGCACGCCUUCACCGACCUGCAGAAGCAGUGGCAGAAGGAGGCGGUCUCACGGGACCGGGAGCAGACCCUCAACUGGCAGGCCCGGUUGGAGAUGACCCAGAACUCAUUCCGGGCCAAGGAGCCCCUCCUCGCCCUGCGCAGGGCCAUCCUCAGCCUCAGUAAGGGGCAGGCUUACGAGGAGCUGGUGGGCGAGUGCUGGCUGCAGAGCGCCCGGGUGUCCAGGAAGGCCGGCCACCACCAGACGGCCUUCAACGCCCUGCUGAACGGCGAGAACUCCCGCCUGUCCGAGCUCUUCGUGGAGAAGGCCAAGUGGCUGUGGUCCAAGGGCGACGUGCACCAGGCGCUGCUGGUCCUGCAGAAGGGGGUGCAGCAGUGCUUUCCUGAGGAGCAGCCUCUCACCGACCCCAAGAGUAUCCGCAUCAAGGGCAGAGCCAUGCUGCUGGUGGGCCGUUUCAUGGAGGAGACCGCCAACUUCGAGAGCAACGCCAUCAUGAAGGCCUACAAGGAUGUCACUGCUCUGUUGCCAGAGUGGGAGGAUGGGAACUUCUAUCUGGCCAAAUACUACGAUAAAGUGAUGCCCAUGGUGACGGACAACAAGCUGGAAAAACAGGGAAACAUGAUCCGCUACAUCGUCACCUACUUUGGAAAGGCACUGCAGUUUGGAAAUCAGUACAUUUACCAGGCCAUGCCUCGAAUGCUGUCCCUGUGGCUGGACUUUGGAGCCAAGGUGUAUGAGUGGGAGAAAGCGGGCCGCGCCGACCGGCUGCAGAUGCGGCAGGACCUGGCCAAGAUCAACGCGGAGAUGAGCGAGCACACGCGCAGCCUGUCGCCCUACCAGUUCCUCACCGCCUUCUCCCAGCUCAUCUCCCGCAUCUGCCACUCCAGCGACGAGGUGUUCGCCGUGCUGCUCGACAUCGUGGCCAAAGUCUUCCUCGCCUACCCGCAGCAGGCCAUGUGGAUGAUGACCGCCGUGUCCAAGUCCUCGUACCCAGUGCGGAUGAACAGGUGUAAGGAGAUCUUGCGGAAGGCGACCAGCCUGAAGGGCUCCCUGGGGAAGUUCAUCGGUGACGCCACCAGGCUGACGGACAAGCUGCUGGAGCUGAGCAACAAGCCGGUGGACGGGAAGAGCCCCACCCUCAGCAUGAGCGUUCACUUCAAGACGCUGAAGCGGCUGGUGGAGGAGCCCACCCUCAGCGAGAUCCUCAUCCCGCUGCAGUCCGUGCUCAUCCCCACGCUGCCCUCCACCGGCGGGGCCAACCCCGACCACGACGCCUUCCCCGGCCACUGGGUCUACCUGGCGGGAUUCGACGACACCGUGGAGAUCCUGCCUUCGCUCCAGAGGCCUAAGAAGAUCUCCCUGAGAGGUUCGGAUGGGAAGUUCUACACCAUGAUGUGCAAACCCAAAGACGACCUGAGGAAGGACUGCAGGCUGAUGGAGUUCAACUGCCUCAUCAACAAGUGCCUGCGGAAGGACGCGGAGUCCAGGCGGCGGGAGCUGCACAUCCGGACAUACGCGGUCAUCCCACUCAACGAGGAGUGCGGCAUCAUCGAGUGGGUGAACAACACCGAGGGCCUCCGGCACAUCCUCACCAAGCUCUACAAGGAGAAGGGUAUAUAUAUAGCAGGGAAGGACUUGCGCCAGUACAUUCUGCCCAAAUCGGCCUCGUUCCAGGACAAGCUGAAGCUGCACCGGGAGGUCCUGUGUGCCCGGCACCCUCCCGUCUUCCAUGAGUGGUUCCUCAGAACCUUCCCCGACCCCACCUCCUGGUACAACAGUAGGUCUGCUUAUUGCCGCUCUACUGCUGUGAUGUCUAUGGUGGGCUACAUCCUGGGCCUGGGAGAUCGCCACGGAGAGAAUAUCCUGUUUGACUCCUUGACAGGAGAGUCAGUUCACGUUGACUUCAACUGCCUCUUCAACAAGGGGGAGACGUUCGAGGUCCCAGAGGUGGUCCCGUUUCGUCUGACCCACAACAUGGUGCACGCCAUGGGGCCCAUGGGCACAGAGGGGCUCUUCCGGCAGGCCUGCGAGGUCACCCUCCGCCUCAUGAGGGACCAGAGGGAACCGCUCAUGAGCGUCCUGAAGACGUUCCUUCAUGACCCCCUGGUGGAGUGGAGUAAACCUGUGAAAGGCCCCCAUAAAACACAGGCCAACGAGUCGGGAGAGAUCCUUAACGAGAAGGCAAAGACCCAUGUCCUGGAUAUCGAACAGCGCCUGCAGGGGGUGAUAAAGAGCAGGAACAAGGUGAUGGGCUUGCCCCUGUCCAUCGAGGGCCAUGUCCAUUACCUCAUCCAGGAAGCCACGGACGAUAAAAACCUGUGUCAAAUGUACCUGGGCUGGGGCCCCUAUCUGUGACCGAUGGCAUUGCAA
This is a messenger RNA of Megalops cyprinoides (Indo-Pacific tarpon), 8045 nucleotides long. It is a transcript of the gene atr, whose product is annotated as ATR serine/threonine kinase. Lineage: Eukaryota; Metazoa; Chordata; Actinopteri; Elopiformes; Megalopidae. Gene Ontology annotation, molecular function: protein binding; protein serine/threonine kinase activity. Gene Ontology annotation, biological process: DNA damage checkpoint signaling; telomere maintenance; protein phosphorylation. The record is from RefSeq and is a predicted model, not a curated record. Gene Ontology annotation, cellular component: nucleus. The coding region runs from base 105 to 8030 and encodes 2641 amino acids. The transcript is spliced from 47 exons.